Penicillium brevicompactum is the source of this 3858-nucleotide messenger RNA. RefSeq lists its product as uncharacterized. The transcript has 2 exons. Gene Ontology annotation, biological process: intracellular transport. The record is from RefSeq and is a predicted model, not a curated record. NCBI's taxonomy places the organism in Eukaryota, Fungi, Ascomycota, Eurotiomycetes, Eurotiales, Aspergillaceae. The coding region runs from base 1 to 3858 and encodes 1285 amino acids.
AUGCAGAAACGCGCAGCUUUCGGUGACCAAGGGUCCAAGGACAGUGAUGGUGGUUUUGGACAGAGUACCCCAGAUGAAAAGCCUUCGCGCGCGACCGCCGCCCAGAUGGCUAGCAGAAAAAUCAAGGAUGUUCGCAAACGUCGAACUCCUACACCCACAGCUGGCGGUGGUGCCGACACAUCUUCAUUCAACCCUUUCGCGGCACAAGCCCCGGCCCCAGCCGCAAAUCCUGCCCCUGCUCAGUCAAUCGGGUUCUCAUUCGGACAGACACAGAAUCAAAGCCAGAGCUUCCCGGGAGCCAGCUCGGGGCCCGCUCAGGGUGGAUUAUUCUCCUCGGGCACAAACGGUCAGGCCGGUGGUCAGCCAUCAUUUAGCUUUGGUGCCACAGCGCCCUCCUUCGGAUCCCAACCCGCCAGCAACCCUUUCUCUGUAAACACAUCAUUCGGCGGAGACUCCCAGUCAGGUACCAAUGGGUUCAGCUUCGGUGGAUUCAAUGCCGGAGGUGCAGCAAGCCAGGCCACCUCUACUCCUACCCCGGCUCCUGCUCCUGCUCCGUCCUUCGGCGGAUUUGGCGCACAGCAAAACACCACCACACCUAGCUCCAGUUUGUUCGGACAAUCUACUUCACAUAUCACUUCCCCUGCCGAUGAAAGUAUGCAGACUUCGCCAGACACCAAGCCCAAGGCAGGCUCUGUGUUCGCAGCGAAACCAGCCAUCGGAGGGUCACCACUUGCCAACCCCUUCUCGAGCUUGUCUUCACAGAGUGCCGGCAACCCCUUCGCGCCGAAGCCAGCCGCCACAGAUGAUGCUGCUAAGCCCGCAGAGCCAGCGCCUUUCAAGCCUCUGUUUGGCGAGGCUGCGGCGUCGAAGCCGGAAGAAAGCAAGACACAACCAGCUACCACCAACCUAUUUGCGCCCAAGCCUGCUGCGGAGGCAGCUGCCAGCAACCCAUUCGCGAGUCUAUCGGGACAGACUGCAAGUUCCAGCAAUCUUUUUGCGCCAAAGACUGCAUCGGAGCAAACUCCCGCGAAGCCCGCAGAGGCGGCAAAGCCCUUUGGUGCUUUGUUCGGAUCGACUACGACUCCCAAGCCCGCGGAGCCUGCAAACAAUCUAUUUGCGCCCAAGCCAGCAACUGAGACACCCACUGCAAGCAAUCCGUUCGCAGGCUUAUCCACACCGAAGGUCACUGAAAGCGAGAGUGCUGGAAAGUCCGCCGAGGCUCAACCGUUCAAAGCUCUGUUUGGAACCCCUGCGCCUUCGAAGACAUCCGAUGCGGAAGCCAAACCGAGUGCCACACCUGCGUUUGGAAACAUGUUCGCAACGCCCAAGCCAGCCGACGAGAGUGCGGGUGCAAAGACCUCUACUGAGGCUGCACCAUCUAAGUCACUGUUUGGAACACCUGCGGUAUCCAAACCAUCCGAGGCCGGAAAGGAUCAACCAGCUUCCCCUGCGUUUGGUAACAUGUUCGCGACACCCAAGCCAGCUGCUGAGACCGCGGCCCCCAAGCCUUUGUUCGGAGCGCCGGUGACCUCGAAGCCGGCAGAGACCGAGAAGGAGGAAUCAUCUACGCCGGCGAAGACUCAACCAUUCGGCUCACUGUUUGGUGCGUCUACGUCUUCUGCUUCGGCGAAGACUGGGGAAGAGCCAGCAGCUCCUAGCAAUCCAUUUGCGAGCUUGUCGGGCUCAAACUCAUUCAGUGGUUCAUUCGGCCCUAAGUCAACAGAGCAGAACAAUAAGACCCAACCAUCUGCAUCGCCAUUUGAAUCAAGUACAGCAUUGAAGACUGGAAAUGAAUCAACCCCAUCAAUGGAAAACAACAAUGCAUUCUUGAACAAUUCAAACAAAUUCGCCAGCUCGACUUUCAGCUCCACUCCAAAGGAAGAUGCACCUCCCACCACUGCACCUUCUUCUUUUUCUUCUAUUCCUUCUUCCUCCGCAUCCACUCCCACCGUUCAUCCUUACGACGCUUCCAACACUCGCACUGCCCAAGAAGCUGACGGUCUUUUCCCCAAACAUUCCACCCCUCCCUCUAUUCAAUUCCCCGAUAUGUCUUCUGUCGGAAAGCUCAACUCGCCGCGCGAGGAUGGUGACGACCCUGCAGCUAGCGAGAUGUACCUGAAGCUGGUCAUGGCGACAACCUCUUUCAUUCGUCACGUAUCCCAGUGCAAUCCCGAGACCGAUAAUAUCGACGAAGCCAUCUUGUUCUAUGCUGAGAUUCGCCGUGAGUUGGGAGUUCCCAUUGGGGCAAUCGACCGUGAGGAAGAGAAGACCCGUGCCAACAUCCGCGACACCGAGGCCGGGGAAGAAGCUGGAGCUACCGAUCAGCCCACUCCUGCUCAUCAACCAACUCCUCGUUCCGAUGCCCCUUCGAAGUCGGAUGCUAAAGCACCCAACGGUGCCUCUGACACCCUCAGCAAGUUCAAACAAUCAUUCUCAGCCCCCAAUGGCCCUGCAUCCCCUGCGCCCAUCGGGUCGUCUACUCCUGCUAAGGCACCGGCUGCUCCUCUCUCGUUCACCCCCGCUGCAGCUCCUGCAAUCGCCGCCGAGUCGUCCAGUGCUACUCCUGCCGCUUUUACCCCUGCCAUCCCUAAGUUCGGUGGCGACUCCACUGCUCCCAAAUCUAGCACCCCUGCGCCUGCUUUUGCCGUUCCCACGUUCGGCGGUGGCUCAACUGGUGGAAUCGAUUUCAUGGCUGAAUUCAAGGCCAAGGCCGAGAAGAGCGCAGCUGAGGAGAAGGCCAAGAGAAAGGCCGAGGACUUUGAUUCGGAGGAUGAUGACGAAGCCGAAUGGGAGAGAAAGGACGCCGAAAAACAGCGUGAGAAGCGAGCCAAGCACGAGGCUGCAGCUGGCAAGCGCUCUGUGUUUGUUCCUGGUGAAGGUUUCAAGUUUGUUGACGCUGAGCCUGCUGCCGAAACCCCGACUUCAACCCCUCCCACUGAGUCUGCUUCUACCACACCUGCCGCAUCCCAGUCGCUCUUUGGCGCCAACACUGCGUCAUCUUCUAGUUUCGGGGGCUUCAGCGCUUCGCCUGCCCCCAACUCUGUCUUUGCUGCUAAGCCUCCCGCUGCGUCUGCGUCCAUGUUCGCUCCCAGCUCAACUUCAUCUUCGACUUCCUCAGUCUUCGGAAGCUCUCAGCCAGUCCCAUCCUCGCAGAACAUCUUCGGUGGUCUCAAGCCAAAGUCGCCCAAGCGCAAGACCUCUACCGAUGCCGGCAGUGACUCAGAUGAUGAAUCGCCUGCCAAGAAGAGCAAAGCCUCAGCUCCCGCUUCCGCUUCCAGCAGUCUCUUUGGGCGUGUGUCAAACCCAGCCACACCCUCUCUCACGCCUCCCGCCACCAACCCCUUCGGUGCUGUCUCUCCUGCCACUGCACCUGCCUCUCCUGCUGCGAUCAAUCCCUUUGGCGCGCCUCCUACUUCGGAUAAGCCUGCUGAUACUGCUUCUGAGACUACCUCGACCGGUGUCGCUGCUACUGAGGAUGGCGAGGGCGAGCCCGGUGAGAUCUUUGACUUGGCCAAGAGCAACGUCGGCGAGGAAGAUGAGAGUGUCGAGUUUGAGCAAAAGUGCCGCACCUUCAAGCUUGAAAAGGAAACUUCUUCCUGGACGCCACAGGGUCUGGGUAACCUUCGGCUUCUGAAGCACCCUGAGACAGGCCGUGCGCGCAUGGUCAUCCGUGGUGACCCUAAUGGCAAUGUCAUUCUGAACACUCUUCUGAAGAAGGAGCUUGACUACAGUCUGACCAGCAACAGCGUCCAGCUCAUCGUCCCGGAGGAGGGUGGAUCUGUUUGCCAAUAUGCAGUCCGCGUGAAGAAGGAGCGCCUGCAGGCAUGUUUUGACAAGAUUCAAGAGAUCAGAUAUUAA